Molecule: messenger RNA, 1188 nt
Organism: Hippocampus comes (tiger tail seahorse)
Lineage: Eukaryota; Metazoa; Chordata; Actinopteri; Syngnathiformes; Syngnathidae
Product: prostate-associated microseminoprotein-like
Exons: 3
Coding region: 542-931 (129 amino acids)
Cellular component (GO): cytoplasm
Source: RefSeq, a predicted model, not a curated record
UCAUAUCCAAAAUAAUAGUUUUGUCAUACAUCUUGUUAUGAACCUUACAUUAUUCCCCUGUGCUGCCUGUUUGCAGAAAAAUAAAGAAAUAAAAACACAAUUUGGAAACACUAGACUACAUGCAAACAACGUUGACGGCAAAAGGGAAGAGCUCAAGGAAUCUUGUGCACUCACACGCCUCAUGUGCAGUUCCUGUGUAGAAAAAUAGGUGCCUGUGUGUUGUCGCUGUGGUGAUUCUCACCGAAGGAACCUUCUCCGGAGACAAAUGUUAUGUGAAAGAGUGCACAUUGUAUGCUCAGGGGGGUAAUUCUUGUGAAGCAGCAUCGUAAUAACAUCAGUGUAUGUGUGUGUAUGUGUAUGCGUCAUGUUUGUCUAAUAUGGGAUGAGCAUUAAUGAGCAGGUUGUGGGGGUGGACAAAUAGUAACCAGAAAUGGAAAAUGUGCAUGCUGGCGAUAUAAAUAAGUGAGCCCACCGUCCUUGUGGUGCAUUGUCAAGGAGACUACGCUUUAAGUGGUUUUCUUUCUUGGAAUAGUUUGCAGCGAUGGCAACAGUACACGCGUUCUUGUUGGCGUAUGCGGUCCUCCUCAGUGCCAGCGUACCCUUAUUUUCACUUCAUACCAGCGGGGAGUGCUUCUUCAACACCAAAGGGAGUUGUGAGUACUUGGGUCAGGUGUAUGGGAUAGGACAGCGUUGGAUCACUGCCGAUUGUUACCAGUGUGUCUGCAUGGAGCCUUUUGGAGUUGGAUGCUGUGAUCACAGCUCCAAGCCUGUGGACUAUCCUGAAUGGUGUGACAUCAUCCGCAAGCCUGACUCUUGCACCAGUGUGGUGGUAAUGAGAGCCAAUCACAAGCUGCCCUGCCUGUGGGGACGAGGUCGCCUCCGGACAGCUGGGGGCCUCCCCUGGAAGGCUGACAAUGAUCCCAUGUUUUGAGUCCAGUAACUUACGCAAAAUAGAAUAAUGUUAUUGUAUAUGAUAUCAUCAUAUAAUGUUGCAUUUUUGUUUCCCCCUAAAAAAUAACAUUUAAACCAUGAAGUGUAAACUGAUUGUCAUUCUGGUACAGUACAGUAGUGCCUUCAGAUACAAGUGAACAAACUCAUGAUAUUUUUGAGAUACAAGCCACCAGUCUGGCGACUUUUCGCUUUGAGUUACAAGCAAAAAUGUAAGAUAUGUGUAAUAGUACGUGUAAU